Messenger RNA from Durusdinium trenchii, 414 nucleotides. The record is from the annotation of a GenBank genome assembly. Lineage: Eukaryota; Dinophyceae; Suessiales; Symbiodiniaceae.
GCAGUGGCCCGGCCAAAGCCAGACAGAGCGUCUUCACCCAAUGGAAGCAAUUCAGCAGUCUUUCCGGCCCAGAUCCAGGUUGGAGGCUCUUUGCGCCCUGUUGAUAAAAUUGAUAGUGACAGACAUGGCUAUGUGUCUCCUCAGAAAGGCCAUGCAGGGUUUUCUCACUCAGGCGGAUACUUCUCACCAAAUGGUUCACCGCCGAUGUCGCCACAGGUUCCAGUCAACUUCAGUAUGGUGUGCCCACCAUCGCCGCCCGUUUCCUUGGAACAAAAUCCACCCAUCCAAUUUGCCAAGAGCGCCCAAGCCGUCCCAACGAAACCAAUUCUAGGGCGGAGAUAUGUCCCACAAGAUUUCAACCAACAGCACUUGGAAUCAAAGAGCCGACCAUGGUGCGCGCUACCACCCAGCUGA